AUGCUGGAUAGAAACUGGGAGGCGGGGGGAGGGGAGACGGCUCAGGCCAUGCCGGCGCCAUUCCUGACUAAAACGUACCAGCUCGUCGACGACCCCUCAACUAACCACAUCGUGUCAUGGGGCGACGAUCGUGUCUCCACCUUCGUCGUUUGGCGCCCGCCGGAGUUCGCGCGCGACCUCCUCCCUAACUACUUCAAACACAACAACUUCUCCUCCUUCGUCCGCCAGCUCAACACCUACGGAUUUAGGAAGGUUGUGCCGGAGAGAUGGGAGUUCGCCAACGAGUUCUUUCGCAAAGGAGAGAAAAAUCUCUUAUGCGAGAUCCACCGCCGGAAAACCUCAGCAGCCGCGGUAGCCGCCGCCAGCUCGUUACAGCCAUCUUUCUCUCCACUCUUUCAAACCCCUUUUGAAGAUUAUUACUCUGCACCCGCCGCCGCGAAACGCCUCUUUUUACUCGGUAACGUUAGCGAAGCUGCAGCCAUCGGAGGUUCGGCGCCGGCUUUGCUUGAGGAGAACGAACAGCUUCGGCGGAGCAACGCGGCGCUUAUGUCUGAGCUGGCUCACAUGCGGAGGCUUUACAACGAUAUCAUUUACUUCGUGCAAAACCACGUCCGGCCGGUCGGCCCCAGUGGUUCUUUCUACGAACUCCGCCGUGGGGCGGCGGGUCUGAACUCAGGAGGAAGUGCGACGUCUAGCAGUUCGCUGACUAUAGCUGAUCAGGACCCAUCGGCAAGGCCGGAUGGGAAGGAUAGUGAGAGCAGUGGGAGCCCAACGAAGCUGUUCGGCGUUAGUAUCUGUGCUAAGAGAAGGGAGUACCCCGGCGAGGCGGCUUCCUCGUCGACCAAGCUGCGACUCGGUUUGAAUAAGGAAUGCCUUGGGCUUAAUCAAAUGCCGCCUUCUCCUUCUAUGUAA
Dendrobium catenatum is the source of this 912-nucleotide messenger RNA. Its product is annotated as heat stress transcription factor B-4c. The transcript has 2 exons. Bases 1 to 912 code for a protein of 303 amino acids. Gene Ontology annotation, biological process: regulation of transcription by RNA polymerase II. Gene Ontology annotation, cellular component: nucleus. Gene Ontology annotation, molecular function: RNA polymerase II cis-regulatory region sequence-specific DNA binding; DNA-binding transcription factor activity. The record is from RefSeq and is a predicted model, not a curated record. Lineage: Eukaryota; Viridiplantae; Streptophyta; Magnoliopsida; Asparagales; Orchidaceae.